GCUGAGGAGCCUUCAGCCCGAAUCACCAGAAGAAGGGAGGUCAGAGUUCAUCGCCGCUAGUGUGUGGCUAGCAUUCUGCGCUCGUUCUUUCAAAAUGGCAAAACAUCACCCUGACUUGAUUUUUUGCAGGAAACAGGCUGGAGUUGCUAUUGGAAGACUAUGUGAAAAAUGUGAUGGCAAAUGCGUUAUCUGUGACUCUUAUGUCAGGCCCUGUACACUAGUUCGUAUUUGUGAUGAAUGCAACUAUGGCUCUUACCAAGGGCGCUGUGUUAUUUGUGGAGGUCCUGGAGUAUCUGAUGCAUAUUACUGCAAAGAGUGCACCAUCCAGGAGAAAGACAGGGAUGGCUGCCCCAAGAUCGUGAACCUCGGCAGCUCGAAGACUGACCUUUUCUAUGAGAGAAAGAAAUACGGCUUCAAGAAGAGAUGAUUAGAUGAAUAUUUUGUCUACCAACCUUUGGCUGCAGAAGCUGGACGUAGUAUAGAGAUUUCAAAAUGAGAGAUCUGGUGUAUUUUAAGUUUGAUUAAAAGUCCAGCAUUUAUGCUUAAAAUCUUUCUUAUUAUUGUUGAUUUUGCUACACAAUAAACUCUCUGGUAUUUAAUUCGUCACAGGAAGAAAGAUACAGAUUUUAGUACAAACCCGAUUCCAGAAAUGUUGGGACACUGUUCAAAUUGUGAAUAAAAACAAUGCAAUGAUGUGGAAGUUUCAAA
Molecule: messenger RNA, 708 nt
Organism: Carassius gibelio (silver crucian carp)
Lineage: Eukaryota; Metazoa; Chordata; Actinopteri; Cypriniformes; Cyprinidae
Product: PHD finger-like domain-containing protein 5A
Exons: 5
Coding region: 95-427 (110 amino acids)
Biological process (GO): mRNA splicing, via spliceosome
Cellular component (GO): U12-type spliceosomal complex; precatalytic spliceosome; U2 snRNP
Source: RefSeq, a predicted model, not a curated record